Molecule: messenger RNA, 1044 nt
Organism: Entamoeba dispar SAW760
Lineage: Eukaryota; Evosea; Mastigamoebida; Endamoebidae
Exons: 1
Coding region: 1-1044 (347 amino acids)
Source: RefSeq, a predicted model, not a curated record
AUGGAAAAUACAAUAAGAAAUAACAAUAAAGAAAGAAGAUUAGGAUAUAAUGAAAUAAUGAUAGUGUCAAUGUAUUUUAAUGAUAUUAAUGAUUUCAUUAAUUUAGAAUUAGGUGUUAAAAGAUUUCAAGGAAAUAUGGAACGAUUUCAUUUUAAUCCAAUUCCUUUAAGUGAUUAUUCAAGAAAGUUCUUUCCUAAUAUUGAAACAUUUAAUUUAUAUGAUUUAAUGGAUAGAGUAUUUAAAGAUGGAAGAAUAAUCAAACGAGAGCUGUGGUAUACAGUGAGUUAUUCAAUACACAUAGAAGAGAAAGAAAAAGGGAAUAUCUGUAAAAAUAUAGAAUAUACAAAACAAGAUAGAAAGAAAUAUGGAAAUACAAUACCACCAGAAGUUAAAUCACUUGAAUCUGAAUGCUUUUAUUUUGCCAGUGGAUUAAAAACGAUUGAUAUACCAACAAGGAUUAGUGAAAUAGGAGAUAGAUGUUUUUGUGGAUGUGCAUCAUUAAAAUCAAUUAACAUACCAAUAACAAUUACUAAAUUAGGAAACAUUUGUUUUGAUGGAUGUGCAUCAUUAACAUCAAUUACUAUCCCAUCAUCAGUCAAUGAAAUAGGAAAUUAUUGUUUCGAUGGAUGUGCAUCACUAACAUCAAUUAAUAUACCAUCUUCUGUUAGUAAAAUAGGAAAAUUAUGUUUUUAUUCCUGUUGCUCAUUAACAUCAAUUGACAUACCAACAUUAGUUAGUGAAAUAGGAGAUGAAUGUUUUUUUGGUUGUGCAUCAUUAAAAUCUAUUAAUAUUCCAACAUCAGUUAGUAAAAUAGAAGGUGAGUGUUUUAGAGAAUGUACAUCAUUAAAAUCUAUUGACAUACCAUCAUCUGUUAGUAAAAUAGAAAAUGGAUGUUUUUAUAACUGUAAAUCAUUAACAUCUAUUAAUAUUCCAUCAACAAUUACAUCAUUUGGAAGUUAUUGUUUCUACAAUUGUGGAUGUAUAGAAGAGUUAAAGCAAAAUAAAAGAAUACCAGAAAAAUGUUUUAAAGACGUGCGGGGAUGA